Molecule: messenger RNA, 1582 nt
Organism: Syngnathus typhle (broad-nosed pipefish)
Lineage: Eukaryota; Metazoa; Chordata; Actinopteri; Syngnathiformes; Syngnathidae
Gene: snapc2
Product: small nuclear RNA activating complex, polypeptide 2
Exons: 6
Coding region: 115-1113 (332 amino acids)
Biological process (GO): snRNA transcription
Cellular component (GO): nuclear body
Molecular function (GO): RNA polymerase II general transcription initiation factor activity
Source: RefSeq, a predicted model, not a curated record
CCGGAAAUAUGCGUGACGUCACGAGCAAUACAGGAAGUCAGUCUGACUUGUGUUUUGCUUUUUACUUUUAAACGAGUCAGAUUGAUUUGCAGCCUUGAGCGCAGUCGAAUCGACAUGAAACCGCCGCCUCGCACGCGCAAACCGGUUCGCAACCUGAACCCGGACCCCAAGCCUUGCCGAACCAAGCAAGCCUGCGCGUGGUCCAGAAAGGAGCAGCGAAGGCUGCUGGACGCCCUGAAGAAGCAGAGCUCCUCCCGCGACGGAGGCACGCUGGAGAACAUCGACUAUAGUCUGCUCAAGAAAGAUGUCCCUUCUCGCUCCGAUUGCGAGAUCCGGUCUGUGGUGGAACGCCUCCAGAACAAGGUGAUCUCUGGCGCCAUCCUGCAGCUGAAGACCAGAACGCUGGCAGAGAAGAAGGCGAUGGUGCCCAUCCAGAUGUGGACUCGUCUGGCCCAGGCAGUGUCUGGGAGCUUCAACGGACCACUUUGCAAGGCUUUCGCUCAGAUGUGGACCGUGGCAUCCACGGAGCCUCACACUCUCAGGAACAGCCAACUGCCGCAGCUUGAUGCAGCGAUGAGCAACGACAGAACCGUCUGUCCGAGUGCCGCUGUCGGACCCACGCCGGCCAAAGUGCUGGUAAAAAGUCCAGCUGCUGCCAGUGCGGGUCAGACGGCCUCCCCUGCAGUCCCAGUUGAGCAGCCGAGUCUUUCGAGUCCAACCACCUCUGAGGACUUCGCGGUGGACUUUGAGAGGAUUUACAAUUACCUGAGUGGCCUUCACAAGUCAGAGGACGAGUGUGAGCUCACGGCCAUGGAGAGCGCCGUGGUCUUGGACUUGGUGAUGUCUCUCCCAGAAGAAUUGAGUCUCCUCCCCUGCCAAAGUUUGCACAGACAUCUCAUCCAGGCCCACCAGAACUUGUCCGAAGCAAAGGACUCCGAGAAGGCGCGACAAGUUCUGACGGAGCUUCAGAAGCAGCGGGGAGGAAGCGAUCCAGAGCCUCAACAAAACGCCGCCGAAGGGGAAACAUUGGGGAGUGGCGAACCACAUUGGACGGGACUCUGUCCCCCUCUCAACCCAUUCAUGAUUCCAAUGGAACUGCUGAAGAGAAGAUAGGACUUCAUAUUGCUUUUAGGCACACAACAUUUCCAUUGGGUGUAAAUUCACUCUUGUAUUAGUGUUGAUUCUUGGCUCUAAUAAAAGCACUUACUCAAAGGGCCAAUCUUUACCGAUGCUGCACGUCUGGUGAAUGGACAAACAGUUUGUGAUCCUUGCCAAUGCAUUGAAUGAAUGUCAAAGAAAGAUCAUGAUCGUAAUCCGUAAAUUUUAACUUUAGUGUACACACACAAUUUGAUCUCUGGUAAUUUGUCGUUGGGCAUACAAACAGCAUUGUCAUACUUCUUGUAUGGACAGGGGCUCUUAUAAUCCAAAGAAUGUUCCAAUAAUCCGACAAUGACACGUUUUGCUGUCAUAUGGGCAUCUAUUCUUUCUUUCUCUGUAUUAGCAUGAGCGGUCAAAGGAGAGGAAGCUUGUCAUGCUGUAAAUGUCCUCCUUCCACAAGACUUAAAAUCUUCUGUCUUGCCUA